AGUUGCAAUUUGGCUUGGCAAUUCAGUAACUGUAAGGGAUCUGGUUGCGCAAUCAGCCUUAGGAAACUGUACGAAAUCAUAUUCUGCUACUCAUCACUUACCGUAUUUCAAGAGAAGAGAACGAUUUUCUCGUCACACAAAACCGCACUGACCACGCUGUUUUGUAUUCAAGCGACAAAAAACGAAAUGUCCCGAGCAAGACUGACAAACAAACUGUUUAGUACUACUGUAGAGCACAUGGAUUCGGCGGCUCCAGUUCUUGUAGAAAGCAAAGGCGGAAUGAGAUGUUUUAUACUCAAUCGGCCGGCGAAAUUGAAUGCAAUUAACAGAGCGAUUACAGACUUUAUUCAUCCUCGUCUCAUUAAAUACGAGAAAUCCGACAUGACGAAGUUAAUUGUAUUCAGAGGUGUUGGAAGAGCCUUUUCGUCGGGCGGGGACGUGAAAGCCGGAGCUAUCAACAUUAAGAAGGGCCGUGUCGAUGAAGUCCGGUCGGCUUUUGCUGAAGAAUAUCGCAUGUGUCACACAAUUGCGACUUGCGCAAAGCCCGUUGUUACGUUAAUGAACGGUAUUACCAUGGGUGGUGGCGCUGGCAUUGCAAUGCAUACCCCGUUUCGCAUUGCAUGCCAGGAUACAAAGUUUGCUAUGCCUGAAACGACAAUUGGUUACUUCACCGAUGUUGCAGCUAGUUUCUUUCUGUCUCGUCUAUCACAUAGUUUUGGUCGAUAUUUGGCACUUACUUCCUCCGUCGUUUCGGGCUACGAUUGUGUGAAAUUCGGAAUAGCAACUCAUUAUGUUCCAAAGCACAUGUUUGAUGAGCUUUUAAAUAGAUUGGCAGAACUGAAUACUUCGGAAGUGAGUGUACUUUUAAAGAGUAUACAAGAGUUCAGCGUGAAGCCCGAGUCUUAUGAAUACCAAUCAGCAUAUCCAGAGUCACGUAUUUCCAUUAUCAAUGACGCUUUUUCGCAUGAAACGAUUCCUGAAAUCAUGAAGGCUUUGGAAAAAAAUGGUUCAGAAUUUGCCCUUCAGACUUUGGAUGUUUUGCAUACUCGGUGUCCGUUAUCCAUGCUUGUGACCGAUGCUCUGCUUCAUAAGGCUCGCAGAUGGACAAUUACGGAUGCCUUCAAGUACGAUCACAUAGUGUCGUAUCAUAUGUUGAAACAACCAGAUUUCGUUCGAGGUGUUACUGCCCGUUUGAUUGAGAAAAGCAAGAAUGCACCUUCUUGGCAGCACAAGAGCGUCCAGGAGGUUGAUCCCGCUACUGUGCAAUCCUGCUUUGAACCAUUGCCCGAGAACAUUCCGUGUGACUAUUACAGCAAGGACCGUCCUCGAACAGACCUCUGGGACGAAAAGAACAUAAUUCGCUAUAACUAAUAUGAAAUGUGAUGCCUUUACGUAAAGUUAAGACUAAGACUUUGAAUGUUCACGAUCAAAAAUGAAGGAAUCGACAGAGUACUCUCCGCCUGGGCAGCGCAUAGAACACAGCGAUUUGGGAAAAUGAAUUACAAGUAACACGCACAACAAUGUAAGUUUUUUACCCAAUGGCUACAAGCCAUCACAUUAAUUCAAAAAGAACUAAACAAAAACACCGAUCAAUGACCAAACUAUGCGGCAAAGCACUUAGAGGACUUUUAUAUGCGUGCUUGCUAAUAUACGCCGUAUGCAUCAAAAUUGCAUUUCAGAGUUUACUGGUAUCUCAGAUACUUACCAACAAUGAUACAAUGAUCACGUUCGUAAGGCUCCAAGGUAAGUUGCUCUUGGGGCUUAAUCUUUUCCUCUUGCAUUUUCUUGACUUCACGAGCAAAGACAACGGAAGCCUCAGCAGUGGAAUCGAUACAAGAAGCCUUGACGGAAAUAACGACACCACCCUCAUUCUUCAAGAAGGCGGCGGCAUUCAAACCGACAAUACGAGCCUGGUCAGGCUGAGCGACAUCAGCAAAGACCACAUCGACCAUGCCGAUGAGCAUGCGGUACUUUUGAACGUGACGGGCAUCCUCAACAAUAGGAAUCACGUUGGUACGCUUCUUAGCCAUGUUCAACAGAUCACGGCCAGAACGAUGAGAGAACUCAACAGCGUACACGAGACCCUCGGGUCCAACAACAUCAGCAACAUGAGAAACGGAAGUACCGUUAGCAGCACCAAUGUACAAAACCUUGGCACCGGGCUUGAUGUAAAUGUUGUCCAAACCACCUAAAAUACCGGCGGCCAACUUCGAACGGAAAGGGUUCCAGACACGGUAUUCGACUUUAGUGCCAUCAGGACUGUCGACGCUGAUGCGCUUUUCAUUGUAAACACUCUCGCC
Messenger RNA from Schizosaccharomyces japonicus yFS275, 2300 nucleotides. Its product is annotated as 3-hydroxyisobutyryl-CoA hydrolase. The transcript has a single exon. The coding region runs from base 187 to 1371 and encodes 394 amino acids. NCBI's taxonomy places the organism in Eukaryota, Fungi, Ascomycota, Schizosaccharomycetes, Schizosaccharomycetales, Schizosaccharomycetaceae. Gene Ontology annotation, molecular function: catalytic activity; 3-hydroxyisobutyryl-CoA hydrolase activity. The record is from RefSeq and is a predicted model, not a curated record.